Saccharomycopsis crataegensis is the source of this 2775-nucleotide messenger RNA. It is a transcript of the gene MDM20, whose product is annotated as Mdm20p. The record is from RefSeq and is a predicted model, not a curated record. Bases 1 to 2775 code for a protein of 924 amino acids. Lineage: Eukaryota; Fungi; Ascomycota; Saccharomycetes; Ascoideales; Saccharomycopsidaceae. The transcript has a single exon.
AUGUCAACUACAAAAAUAUCGUCGUUCUUCCACGCUUUGGACUCGGAAAAUCCCAAAGUCGCUAAGGAAACCGUUAAUAAACUCCUUAAGAAAAACCCUUCGUCGAUUCAUUACCAACUUCUCGAAUGUUACUACAAAUUGAAAAUCGACCAUAAUUACCAAGAAGCUUACGACAAAUCAUUGGACCUUGUCACCAAUCCCGCAAAUUACAACCAAUUGGCAGACACCCAAGUGUUGACGUUACUUCUUGACAUUUUCAACCAAUCGAACCACGCAAAUGACGUUUCAAAAAUCUUCGAAUUGUUGUUGAAAAAACAACCUUUCAACACCAGUCUUAUCAAUUACUGGUUCCAUUACUCUUUGACUAACUUGAAUAUCCCAUCGUUACAAAAAGCAUCGUUCCAUUUGCAAAAAGUCACUAGCAAUGAUGAAAAACACCACGCCUCAUUGGCUGCGGCUUACAAUUUCUAUUUGGCUACUAUCAACAAUCACAACGUCAUGGAAAAAAAUUUGUUCCCUCAAUUAGGGUUGAAGCUUUUGAAUACUGUCGAACCAUUGAAAUCCGAUCAAGAAAUCUUCAUCAAAGUGAAAUUGUUGAUUGCUUGCAACCAGGUCGAUCAAGCCAUCGAAGUGAUUGCAAAAUUGAUCGAUACGAAAAAAUUCAACGAAAUCGAUAUCACCUUAGUAUUGAUUUAUCUUGAACUCCUUCAUCAAACCAAUAAUUAUCAAAAAAUCCACGAUUUCACCAAUCAUGUCCUCUUUGACCAAAAAUUCAACGAUUUCAAUUUCUGGAAUUACUGGCUAUUAGCAGCUUCCAAGCUUGGUAACCAAGAAGUGUUGAAAUCAAUGGAGAACCUUCCAUCGGAAUUGAAAACUUCAAGAAACGUUCUUUUAACAUAUAUUAAUUGCGGGUUCUUGUUCAAAGACGAUGAGUUAAUAAAGAAAUCAGUGGCCCAGUAUUAUGAAUAUUAUGGUAAUAAAAAAUGCGCGUAUUCUGAUUUGAUCAAGUAUGUUAAAAAUCCGGCCUUUGAUACCCAAUGGUUCAUUAACGAUCUUUUACUUGGUAAAUACUAUAAAGAUUUAGGAUUAGAUACUAAGUUGUCCCAAAAGACCAAAUCCACAAUUCAAGAAGUCACAAUGUUAGUGAAUCUUCAGAAAUUCAAGUUUUUGCAAAACGAACCUCAUUUACUUUCGGGAACCGGUUCCAAAGAAUACAUUGCCGAAAAUAUUAAAAUCUUCAAUUAUUGCUAUGACAAUUAUUUGGUGCACAACAAGGACUUGUUAAAGACUGAUUAUUUCAUUGGUAACGAAUUAUUGAUCAUGAAUUUACAAGUGGAGUUGUCGGCCAAUUUCUCUAAGCAAUCGGUGAUCAGACAAGUGAUUAUUCUUAGAUACGUGCUUUCGUUUUCUCCUGAAGAUUUUAUCGUCAAGCUCUGGUUAAUGAAACUUUAUAAUUAUUUGAACCUUGCUACCUUGACCGCCGAGACUUUUAAUUCCUUGAGUAUUAAGAAUGUGCAAAUUGAUACUCUAAACCAUUACUUGUCCACCAGAAUGGCGUCAACAUUCCCAGAUAUGGACAAGUACAUAAACCUGGUGAUUUUAAAAAACUUGAAGUUUUACGAUGACUCCCAGCAUGAUUAUUUGAUUCAUUUCUUGAAUAAUUGCUAUACUAAUGAAUCGUUUACGAAAAUCGAGAAAUAUUUUGAAUUCAUGAAGAAAUUGGCAGCAAGUUAUGAAAAGUUUUAUAGCUUUGCAGAAUUGAUGGAAAUUGAAGAACUUACCAGUGGGAGAACCAAGUUUGCUGACCAAAAGAAAUCAAACUACGAUUAUUCGAAUUUGAUCAAAUUGAACACCAACAAUAAUAUUAUCCAAGGCAAGAAGGCAUCAACAAAUGACCAUGAUCAUGUUCAUGAUUCAAUAUUGAGUUUCAAUACCACUGGAGAAAUCUGUAACAACUCUUCUCCAACUGAUUAUCAAUGGUCGUAUUCUGACAAUAGAGACUUCACCACGGAAUGGAAUGCUGGAAUUGGCCAUAUACUUAGAUCAUUGGACACCAAACUUAGUGUUGGACCAAGAACUGGGGAUCAAUACCUUAAACUUAAAAAUCUACGUCAUUUGUUAUUGAAAUCGCCAAUUGACUUUGAUGGUAAAGGUAAUUCGAAAUUAUUUGACAGUUUUGAGAAAAUCCUUGUGGAAACUUCACAAGAAUUAUUAGAUAAACAGUUUACAGAGGUUGAAAGAUUAGAAAUAGACUUAUAUUAUAAUUUCUGGAAAUUAGUCAGAUCUUUAUUAUCCAAUGAUAAGAAAGAAAUUAUCGAUCAACAAUUGGCAGCGAUUAGUACGAUUUUCGCCACAAUAAUUGGUGAGUUUGGGAAGAUUACUGCCGCUUAUGUUGAUGUUGUUAAUUGGGAAGUGGCACAUAAAUACAUCACCACCAUUAGAUUGUACAAAUCGUUCAAUAAAUCAUUCAAAGCGUAUAAGCAGCAUUUCCCAAGGUUGUUCAAUAAGAACCAUCCGCAGUAUCAAGGCAUGAGCACCCAUGUCAUUGAUCAUUUGAGUGAAUUGCAAAAAUCGAUCCAGGAUUCUCAUAAUGAUAAUAGAUUGAAGCAAAUUAGUGUGAAAAAUAAAACAAUGUUGAAUGGGUUGGCCUCCACGAUGAUCACUGAGGAUGAGCAGCUUAAGAAAUUGAAUAUUGAUGGUAAUUUCACUAAGGAAGUGUUCAAAGUAGUGGAAGCUCGGUAUGAAACUAUUUUCCAAUUGUUGAAUAGGGUAUGA